UAAAUAUAUCUUGUAUCCAUAAAUUUAUAUACAUAAGAUAUAAUAUCCUGGUUAAUAACAAGAAUGAUUCCUUUGUAGGUUCAAUAAGUGAUGGUGGCGUAUGGAGUCAGACAAACUUGGCUGCUGAUUUAGAAAGCAAUGCAGCAGAUUUACCAGAACCUACGCCUUUGCCACAAAGAGAUAUUCCAUUUCCUUAUAUGUUAUAGUGGCUGACGAGGCGUUCCCUUUAAAGCCAUAUUUAAUGCGUCCAUUCCCAAAGGGGAGAGUGAAGAGGAUGACAGAUGAGAAACAAAUAUUUAACUACCGGUUAAGUCGAGCACGUUUGUGUAUAGAGAACACUUUUGGCAUACUUGCCUCUCGUUGGAGGAUCCUACAUAGAAAGCUGAGUUGCUCAGUACAGAAUGCAGAACGUAAAGCACUUAUUUGUUUACAUAAUUUUGCCAUGAGUACUAAUAAUAAUGGCCGAUAUUCUCAGCCUGAACAUCUUUAUGUGGAUAACGAUAAAGGAAGAAGUUUUGAAGAUCGUUGGCAUAAUAUAGGAGCUGAAGAAUACUUUAAAGAAUUAUCAAGAGUAGGACCUAAUAGAGCUGGAGCUCUUUCUUUGGGCUUACGCAAUUAUCUAAAAGAAUGCUUUCUGUCACCUACUGGCAGUGCUCAAGCACCCUGGCAAUUUGAAAGAGCAUUUAAGGAAUCCUACAUCAACCCACUUGCUUAAUGGCUGGGUUUUGCCGAACCUCUGCUUAGCUAAGCGCACGUAAGCAGCGAGCGCUUGCUGCAAUAUGGUGCUGAGGAUCUGCUUGAGCAGCACCGACGACGAAGCCGUCGAGGAAACCGAGAACGUCGUCACCCAACCGAAGACGAUCAAGAGGAUCGUCCUGGACCGCCGGCAGGAUCCCGUCGACGUUAACGCGCAAUUCAUAGCGGCCGAGAGCAAACAUUAUUUCCUGAUUGAGGAACCGUACGGCCACCGUGUCUCCACACGUCGAUGUCGAGGUCGUGAAACCAGAAUCGGUGCGCUUCCACGACGAGGAAGAGAAUCAGGCGUUCGUCGAGCAGCCGGAAGCAUGAUAGAGGUGAUGUUUGAGAAGUACGGUUUCGCUGGUGCUCGGGGGGCGGUAGAGCCGUACCCGGAUUUGCGAUAAAGCGAAGCUCGAAGGACCAGGGGGUGUAAGUCUCCCCCAAAGCGAGUUAUUUUAAGCAAAUGCGACUCACCGUUCGUUGUGCCGUCGACUCCUGGAUGCUUCGGCUUGGUCGCGAUCGGGCUCGUGCAACAGCGCAAGCAGGGCAGCAAGCAGGGCGAAAGCGAGGCAGGCAGCAGUAAGUUAAGGCAGGCAGCAAGCAAGCAGGAGGAAGCAGGUAAAGGCAGCACACAAACAGGCCGAGAAAGUAGGCGAUCGCACUAUCCGGGAGCGAACGGAUGAUCUCGCGACUCCGGAUAUUAGCGCAAGUCUCCCUGCUCCGAUAAUCUCUCUGUGCUCCGAGACGUCGUAACGAUGAGUGCCGAGAGCUCGCGGCGCUGGAACAGUGUCGCGAGCGAGUACUUGUUCUUCA
Messenger RNA from Temnothorax curvispinosus, 1551 nucleotides. RefSeq lists its product as uncharacterized. The transcript has 2 exons. The record is from RefSeq and is a predicted model, not a curated record. Bases 780 to 1142 code for a protein of 120 amino acids. Lineage: Eukaryota; Metazoa; Arthropoda; Insecta; Hymenoptera; Formicidae.